AUUACAGGUAUUGCUACAAAGAACAUUCUCUCCCUUUGUUAAUCUCUCUGCACAGCAGGAUUACAGAGGAUCAUAAUCUCUCUCCAAAAAAAAUCCAAAGCAAAACAAAAGCAAACAGUUGCCAAUUUGUUUCCUAAGAAUAAAUCUUAAAAAGAAAGAUCUAGGAAUUACUAGUGAAAACAGGAGGUUCUGGUCUGACAUUGACCAGCCUUUUUGCUAAGAGGAAACAUCCCUACAUGCCUUCCCCUGGAGCACAUGGAACAGGCAGACUUUUUGCAGAAACAGAACUGAAGUCCUUCUCCUAGAAUCACUAUUAUUUUGUAUUAUUCAUAUGUGAAAGCUGUCUGCAGUAGUUCGGUCAGACAGGACAAGCAAGGCAGUCAGAAUCAUGUGGGCCAGGUUUCUGAAUGAUUAAAGGCAGUAUGCAUCUAGGGUGCAGAAGAAUCUAAAUUCAUGAAAGAUGCAUUGAGAAUUUCAACAGUCUCCCAGGGACUCAAUGUGAGAGAAGAAAAAAAAAAAAAACAAUAAACAAACCCUUCGACGUGAAUGUCAGAAAAUGACUCAGUCAAGGCAAGUCAUAGGAACAGCUUAAAAGAAACUAGUUCCUUCACCUGGCAGUGUUGCCACUUCUUAAGAGAGUAUCUCUCAAAAUGGUGGCUGCUCCCCAGUGCUUUGGGCUGGAGAAAAGGCACUUACUGAGCUAAUCGCAUCGAGGAGAUGUUUCUACUGGUGGCAGCAGCAGAAGUGCUGUUUGUUCUGGGUUUUGCGUGGAAGUCAGAUUCACUUUGCUCACCCACUACUUUUUACAAAAACUGCUGGAUCCGACGCUUCCCAGGUCUUCUGAUUGAUCUGCAGGGAUCUCAGAAGAGGGGAGCCCAGGUGCUGAGGAUUUAUACAGAAGUCACAGCACAGCAGUGCAGCAGGACCUGCUGCCUUAUGAAGAAUGUUUCCUGUAACCUGGCAGUUUUCUACUUUGAAAGUAUCCAUGAGAACAUUAAUUGCGUGCACAUUUAUUGUCCAGCAUUGGAAAGCUGCAUAUUGAAGCCCGCAACCAAUGUUACUUUGUACAACAUCACAGCAGGGAUUGAUCCAGAUCUCCUUGUUUUUGAAAAAUUCUCUUAUAAAGAUCCAAAUACCCGUUCCUCUUUUAACAAAUGGGAAAAGCAAAACAACUGCAGGACUGCUGAUUCAGAGAAAUGCCGGCACAAUAAUGUCACAUGGAAGGCUCUUCUUCUCCAAUCUCCAUCUUCUACAACUAGCCAGGGCUUGGUAGCAAAUGAUAGUCACACCCACAAUGGCAGUGGCUUGGUCCCAAAAACCAAACCAACCACACAUUUAUGGGCAAGGUCUCUACCACUGGAGGACCAAUUUGCUAAGGAAACAGAUUUGACUUCGGAAAGUACAGGUUUGACAUCUACUUCAGAAAAAAAGAUGUCUGUAUCCACUAAGAUGUUAUCCCAUAUGCCCAGUCUUGCUCGCCUAAACAGCAGUAAGCAGCACUUCAAUGAAACCAAAGGAUACAGCGGCAGGAACUACACUUCAGAUAACAAGGGUCAAAUACCUGCUUGGCUAGCAUUGGAUACAAGUGCCUGGUUUGUCCCUGUGGUGUUUUGUUCUUCUUUCAUCUUUCUUUGCUUCUGUACUGUUCUUCUGGCAGCUGGGUGCUGCAAAAAGAGGAGAGGUCACUAUAAACCAGUGCAGAGAGGCGAGAUUGGGACCAGGCAGUACAUAAAAUAUACUCUUGUAAAAGAUACUUUGUGAUUGCAGAUACCAAAAAUAAUAAUAAUAAUGAGGAACUAAUUAAUUUGCAUCACUUGUGCUGGUGGAAGAAGAAGUAGCAGCUCUAUUUAGUGAAAUACCUCUCACCAUUUAUUUCUUAGUUCAAAAUCUCCAAAUUUUCCUAAUUUUUGGCAGAUGUCUCUGCAACUUUUGGUAACACUGUCGAUUAAACAUCCUGUUAUAAUUCUCUUUUUAUGAUGCACUGAUCCACAGAGAUAUAGGGUCAAAUUCUAUCUAGUCAUAUGCACAUGCCCACAACUGCCAGUGAACUUAGAGGUGUUUGUAUAUAUCUUGGUUUAUAAUUGGAUCCAGAGUAAUUUACAUUUAGAAACUUUUCCCAACCUUUCUGUAGAGACAAUGGUUCUCCACUUCCUCUGUGCACUCUUUUCCCUGCCUUAUUUUGUAUAACAUGUAAAGUGUGUGUAAAAUGCAACCAUAGCAGAAAAGCAGCUAUUUAUACUUACUUUGGCUAA
Messenger RNA from Pelodiscus sinensis (Chinese soft-shelled turtle), 2252 nucleotides. It is a transcript of the gene MANSC4, whose product is annotated as MANSC domain containing 4. Gene Ontology annotation, molecular function: serine-type endopeptidase inhibitor activity. The record is from RefSeq and is a predicted model, not a curated record. Gene Ontology annotation, biological process: epidermis development; extracellular matrix organization; epithelium development. Gene Ontology annotation, cellular component: plasma membrane. NCBI's taxonomy places the organism in Eukaryota, Metazoa, Chordata, Testudines, Trionychidae.